ACUUCGCUCUGUUGCUUCUCGCUGCUGCUGCUCAGACGGCAACAGCUCCGCCCGCCUCUCCGUCUCCCACCGUCUCUCUCUCUCUCUCUCGGUGUCUACCUGUCUCUCUCUCUCUACCUGCCCCCCCCUCCUCCCUCCAUCCCUCCCUCCGUCCCUCUCCUCCCCCCUCUCGGUGCGGACAUGCUCCCGGGGCUCCGGAGAUGAGGCUCCGAAAUGUCUCCUUCCUGACGGUCUUGUUGUUCGGGCUGUGCGGGCUGGUCUCCCUGUCCUGGUACACCGCCUUCAGCAGCUCCAGAGGAGAUGUUGUGGAUAUCUACCAGAGGGAGUUCCUGGCGUUGAGGGAGCGCCUCCACUCGGCUGAGCAGGAGAACCUGCGGCGCUCCAAAGAGCUGAAUCUGGUCCUGGAGGAGAUCAAGAGGGCCAUCGCCGAGAAACAGGCGCUGAGAGACAUCAACCGCACCUGGAGCAGCCUCUCCGAGGAGACCAGGAUGAAGCUGUGGAACGUGAGCAGCAGUAAAAACGUCCUGCAGCUUCCCUCCAUCUUCCAUCACCUUCCUCACCUUCUGAACAGAGAGGACAGCCUGCUGCCCGCCGUGCACCUGGGACAGGGACGCACCGGAGUUUCCAUAGUGAUGGGCGUUCCCAGCGUGAAGAGGGAGGUCCACUCCUACCUGACCGACACGCUCAGCUCUCUGAUGUCAGAGCUCAGCGCCGCCGAGAAAGAGGACUGCGUCAUCGUCGUCCUCAUCGCAGAGGAAGGCAAACUGUUCAUGGUGAUAACCUUGUCUCCUCCUCCCACUCUCUUCCUCCUCCUCCUCCUCAGGUGGAGGACGAAGCAGAACCUGGACUACUGUUUCCUGAUGAUGUACGCUCAGACUAAAGGAACUUACUACGUCCAGCUAGAGGACGACAUAGUCGCUCGUCCAAACUACUUCACCACCAUGAAGAACUUUGCUUUGCAGCAGCCGUCGGAGGAGUGGAUGAUCCUGGAGUUUUCUCAGCUCGGCUUCAUCGGUAAGAUGUUUAAGUCUCUGGACCUGUCGCUCAUCGUGGAGUUCAUGCUGAUGUUCUACAAAGACAAACCCAUCGACUGGCUGCUGGACCACAUCAUGUGGGUCAAGGUGUGCAAUCCAGAGAAGGAUGCGAAACACUGUGACAGGCAGAAAGCCAACCUGAGGAUCCGCUUUAAACCGUCUCUCUUCCAGCAUGUCGGCACCCACUCCUCUCUGGCUGGGAAAAUACAGAAACUCAAGGAUAAGGACUUUGGGAAACAGACCCUCCAUAAGGGUCACGCCAACCCGCUGGCGGAGGUUACAACCAGCCUGAAGACCUACCAGCACUUCACCUUGGAGAAAGCCUACCUGGGGGAGGACUUCUUCUGGGCCUUCACCCCUGUAGCGGGGGACUUCAUACGAAUACGAUUCUUCACACCUGUCCGCAUCGAGAGGUAUUUCUUUCGAAGUGGAAACAUCGAACAUCCAGGAGACAAACUUUUCAACACAUCAGUGGAGGUUCUACCGUUUGAUAAUAUCCAAGCAGAGAAAGAGGCCUUGACAGAAGGGAGGGAGAAAACGCCAAAGUACCAUCGCACAGAAGACGGAUUCAUCAGAAUAGGAACCUUCCAGAACGGGAUUGCAGAAGGGGAGGUAGACCCCACCUUCGGGCCCCUGGAGGCCAUGCGUCUCACAGUGAUGACAGACUCGCCGGUCUGGGUGAUCCUCAGCGAGAUCUUUAUAAAGAAAGCAGAGUGAAGCUCCUCUCCCCCUCCGCAAUACCUCAGCACCUCCGAGCGUUCAGCCGAGCUGACCCGGGGGGAGGCUCGCCGGCCGCCUUCCUGCUCCAGUUCCACUCUCCAGAUCCCCCACCGCGGUGCCACAACGCCGCCGUCUGGCCGGACCUCGCCACUGCAGGGCUGAACAGCUCAAAGACUGAAAACGCAGAUCUCACAGACAGCUGGACAGUCCGAGUGGAAGAACCUGUCUGACCCGACAUGCAAAAAGAGAGUUUCCUCUCAGAUCGUGCUGUAAUUACUCCUGAAGAGUCUGUAUUUAUGUGUACAUACAGUAAGUAAAUGUUGAAAACACUGGUAAUUGUGGAGGCCGUGGCGAGACCGCCGCGCCACUUCUGAUGAUGAAACUGCUGCUUCAGAAGGCCUCUUUCUAUCUGCAGACGGUCGGUCCGGACCAACACUGUCCCACCAGUAUACCCCCACAGUAACCAUGUAUGUGCAUAUAUGCAUAGAGAUGUACACACUUAUCAUAUGAAUGCCCUCUCAGUGUGUUGAUACGUGUCUGUAGUUGCUGCUCGGGGUUCAGACCUUUUCCCUCCAUCGGUGAGCGAUUUGCCUUAAAGAAGACGAAGAGCAGAUUUACUUCAAACAAAAACGAGUCCCGGACAGAAACAUGUAGCGACAACAAAUACCCAGAAUCCUUUGCUGCGACCUUCUCACAUUGUUGUGGCUUGAAACUACUGACGAUGACAGCUGAUAUUUUGCUUUUUUUAAUGAAGUCUUUUAAAGUUGAUUUAUUUUAAGUUAAUUGAGGCCUUCUCACUGACGACUGCUCUGUUCUACUUUACAGUACUCUAAUGUGCUUUAUAGUACUCUAAUGUACUUUAUAGUAUUCUAAUGUACUCUACAGUGCUCUAAAAUACUAUAUAUUACUCUAAUGUACUUUGUAGGACUCUAACAUACUUUACAGUACUUUAAUUUAAAUCUACAGUACUCUACUGUACGUUUUAGUACUCUAAUGUACUCUAGAGUACUCUAACAUACUCUAUAGUUCUAUACAGUACUCUAAUGUAUUGUACAGUACUCUAGUUUCCUCUGCUGUGCUUUAUUGUACUUAACUGUACUGUAGUUUUCCAGUCCGGUGCAAAAACAAAGAUUCACGUCUUUUCUUUCUUUCCGUUUUCAGUCUCUCGUUGACACUUUUAGUAAUAAAUAGUAUAAUUCUUCCAAUAGAAUAUUUGUUUCUCUGUAAAGAUGCAGUCUUUUUCCACAUGUCUUCAUGUUGGCUUACACGUCCGAGGAGGGACGUUUUAAAAAAUUGUUCCCUUGAAACAUUAGUGUUGUUUCCUUCAGUCCAUGUCUCCUGUGUUCCCUCAUUAAUGUGUUGAAUAAUUGGUGCCCUCAAAAGGAGAACAUAAGUCCUUCAAAUUCUAGACAAUGAGUCCUUAAAUCUGAGCCGGUCUCAUCCCGGGGCGUCAAAUACCGAACCUUUGAGAAAGCCGGACAAACCGUCGGUAUUUCACGCACAAGGUACCCUUCAGCGUCCGUGUGAAGUGCCCUGGGCAUUCAAGUAAGUCCAAUUCAACCCAUCUGCCGUCCCACUAUGUACCUAUUUCAACCCAAAACACAAUGUUUUCCUAAACCUAACCAAACUGCAUAUAAACCACAUAUUAAAAAGGCCUUUCAUACGGACGCUGAAGGGUACCUUGUGCGUCACCAAUGCUUUGCCAGGCUUUCUGAAAGCGUUGAUAUUUGACGCCCUGAGAAGAGAACGAGUUGUGAGUCCACAUGUCAUUGUCCCCUCCACACUCUCCCUAUGGACCAACUGGAUUUAAUCAUGUUUCAGCUGGAUCCUAGAUUGUAAGGCCAAAGUACUUGGUCUGGGUCACCAUACACUGAUGACCAUACACUUUUUUAGACCACUGCGUUCUUUUGUGUUCGACCCUUUCCUGUUUCAACACAACUCAAAGCAGCUCCUAAGAGAAAUGCUUUUCCCAGUUUGGUGUGGAAGAACUUGACUGGCCUACAGAGUCCCGACCUCAACCCCAUCCAACAUUAGCCAGACUUGGUCACCAACAUCAGUGCUGGACCUCACUAAUGGUCUGGUGUCUGAAUGGGAGCAACAUGUUGAACUGGAAAGACUGAAACCAGCAGAGUGGAGGCUGUGGAAGCAGCACUUUAAUGAACAUGGAGUCACAUAUGGAGGGAAAGUUCAGCCGUCCACGUACUUCGAUUAGGUGUCCACAUACUUUUGAAUAUUCCGGGUUUUGGCCGUUAAUGUUGAGCUGUAAUUGUUUAAACCAUAAAAGCUUGGACUUGCAGAUCAGAAAAAGACAUGCAGACGUCUCUUGGUUGAUUGUUUUUUCAGCUGUUAGAAUUUUUCAUUUUCACAAGUGAACAUUUUUUAUAUUUUCUGGGUACAUGGAGUGCGUUUACAUUUGCGCAAGUAUCUUUUUGUGUUUAGGUUUUCGGAGUAUAGUGAUUACGUGUUGCAUACGUAAACAUCCUGGUUUCUGAAACCUGGAGUACUCAGACAGAAACCAGGAUACUGAGGCAAGUGAACGACUGAACCCGGUUUCUGAAACCUGAGAUUGUGAGAAAUGAUGACCUGCAGAGAGACCUGGAUGCAGUUAUGAUCAUGUAUACAGCGAUAGAAAUAACCAGGUUUGAUAAGAUCCAAACCAGGAUACUAGUGUGCAUAAAAACAUACUUAUACAUUUAACCUGCAGGAAAUGCCUGCUGUGAAUUGAAAGAUCAUCAGGUAAAUGCUCUUAAAACAAGGAAACACAGAUUUUAUGUGAUCUUAAAAACGUUCACUUUUCAACCAAAGUUAGCUCACAAACAUAGUCACCUUCAUAUCAACAAACCGAUUGUUAUUCAGAUACACCAAUUAUUAAUAUAAGGGAACAAAAUGACUAAAUAAGGGAGCGAUUUAGCAAAACUUUUCCUCCAGAGCGUCCCUGCUCUCAACACUUCAUUCAUUCAUUCGGACCCAACCGAACUUCGGUGUCUUCAAGCUUCAGGAAACAUCCCAACUUUUCUUUUCUUACCUUUGUAAGAUGCACUGGAAUGCAUUGCUGUAAUCUUGUGUUUGUAUUUUGUAUCCUUUAGAUAAACUCUAUUUAAAUGAUCUGAAACUUCUAUCCAAUAUGUGAAUUGUAAUAAAGACAGAAGUUGAAA
Messenger RNA from Micropterus dolomieu (smallmouth bass), 4909 nucleotides. RefSeq names its product alpha-1,3-mannosyl-glycoprotein 4-beta-N-acetylglucosaminyltransferase B (gene mgat4b). The record is from RefSeq and is a predicted model, not a curated record. Gene Ontology annotation, molecular function: acetylglucosaminyltransferase activity. The transcript is spliced from 14 exons. Gene Ontology annotation, cellular component: Golgi stack; endoplasmic reticulum; endoplasmic reticulum-Golgi intermediate compartment. Gene Ontology annotation, biological process: protein N-linked glycosylation. NCBI's taxonomy places the organism in Eukaryota, Metazoa, Chordata, Actinopteri, Centrarchiformes, Centrarchidae. Bases 201 to 1751 code for a protein of 516 amino acids.